UACGGUGUCGUUUCAAAAUUAAUGAGUCCGUGCGUACAGUCUUACAUCAACACUUCCCCUACCAGGAACAGCGUAGGAAGAGCCAGAGAAAGAAGAGUCCAGAAUCUGGGAAAAAGCAAAAGCAGCCGAAAUGAGCGGAGCCACGACGGCAGCGUAUUUAGCUCGAAGAGCAGCUCAGAAAGAGAGGGUUCGGAUUCUCUAUCGCCGUGCCCUCAAAGAUACCCUCAAUUGGGCCGUCCAUCGCCACCUCUUCUAUCAAGAUGCCUCUGAUCUUCGCGAAAAAUUCGAAGCCAACAAGCAUGUGGAAGAUCUUGACACAAUCGACAAAAUGAUAGCUGCAGGUGAAGCAACCUAUAAUAAGUGGCGGCAUCCUGAUCCUUAUAUUGUUCCUUGGGCUCCUGGUGGUUCCAAGUUCACUCGAAACCCUGUCCCGCCAUCUGGGAUUGAGAUUUUAUAUGAUUAUGGUAAAGAAGAAAAUGAUUAAAACAUGAUCUUUUCUACCCCAACAAAUAAAGGUCUAGAGACUCCUUGAGGGAUUCCAACGCAAGGAUUCAACAAUCGUUUAGCCAAAAUCACGGAACUAUUCAUACGCUCUUGGCAGCAACUCCUUUGUAUUCAUCCCAGUGAAACGUGAUGAAGCUUUAAUAACAUUAAUGUUGAUGCUCCUUUUGACUCAAGUGUUGUGUCUGGUUUACGAUAUGAGAUCAUUGCUCAGAUUGAAAGUACCAAAUGGUUGUUGACAUUUGCAAAGUAAUACUAUGAUCAUGAAUCCUUUUUUGUCAAAA
Messenger RNA from Gossypium arboreum, 785 nucleotides. Its product is annotated as NADH dehydrogenase [ubiquinone] 1 beta subcomplex subunit 9-like. The record is from RefSeq and is a predicted model, not a curated record. The transcript is spliced from 6 exons. Bases 131 to 484 code for a protein of 117 amino acids. Lineage: Eukaryota; Viridiplantae; Streptophyta; Magnoliopsida; Malvales; Malvaceae. Gene Ontology annotation, biological process: mitochondrial electron transport, NADH to ubiquinone.